This is a messenger RNA of Paramecium tetraurelia, 312 nucleotides long. RefSeq lists its product as uncharacterized. Lineage: Eukaryota; Ciliophora; Oligohymenophorea; Peniculida; Parameciidae. The transcript has a single exon. The record is from RefSeq and is a predicted model, not a curated record.
AUGAUAAAUUUUAAAGAAUUAGUGUUUUCAUUUUGGGCUCAAGUAAUUGGAACCCAUAUAUUAAUAGAUUUUAGAGACUUAAAAACCCUAUUAAUAAAACACCAAACCUAUUCAAUAGAAAAGAAAAUUGAUACCAUAUUUGUCUAUGAUCUCAUAAUAUUCUUAUGUUUUAGAAAUAUAGUAAAGAAGCCGUAAAUGGAUUGCUGUAUUCAAAUAAAUUUUCAAAAAUACUACGAAGACAGGAAAAGAAUUGAGGAGAUAGAAAUUUUACAUAGAAUUUAAAAGUAGUAUUAAGCUUGGAAACAACAUUGA